AUGGACUGGACUAGAAAUAAUCAACCAGAAGGUCAGUCUAAUAGGCAGUCAAGCUCUGAUAACAUAUGGAAGAAAAUUUGGGGUCUCCAUAACCCUCCAAAACAAAUUCACCUCAUUUGGAGGAUCUUUCAUAAUGCUCUACCUAUUAAACCCAAUUUAAUUUCUAGAGGAAUCCUAUGUGACAAUCUCUGUCCUAGAUGUCACAAUGGCCCUGAAACCAUGGAGCACAUAUUUUUACACUGUGAGUGGGCUCAUAAAGCUUGGUUUUAUUCCCCACUCACUAUUAACACUAAUUUCAUCAAAGAGCAGAAUUUGUGUGAAUGGUAUACACACAUGCUUACUACUAUUGAUGGAGAAUAUAUUCAAGCAAUCACUAGUAUCAUAUAUAGUUUAUGGCAUGCGAGGAAUCACAAAGUCUUUCAAGGAAAAGAAAUACCUGUUAAAAUAACUGUUGAUAAAGCUCUUCAAAAUUUACACGAGUAUAAAAAACAUUCCAGCAAGCGUAGCCUCAAUCACCAUGCUUCGCCUAUCUCGAACAUUCGUCACAACAUUAAUGGUUGGAGUCCCUCGCCUCUGGCCUACUUAAAACUAAACGUCAUUGCUCAUCUUAGCGAUGAAGGACGUUUGGGGCUAGGUUGA
Trifolium pratense (red clover) is the source of this 639-nucleotide messenger RNA. RefSeq lists its product as uncharacterized. The record is from RefSeq and is a predicted model, not a curated record. The transcript has a single exon. Lineage: Eukaryota; Viridiplantae; Streptophyta; Magnoliopsida; Fabales; Fabaceae. The coding region runs from base 1 to 639 and encodes 212 amino acids.